Molecule: messenger RNA, 1788 nt
Organism: Hippoglossus stenolepis (Pacific halibut)
Lineage: Eukaryota; Metazoa; Chordata; Actinopteri; Pleuronectiformes; Pleuronectidae
Gene: cdca7b
Product: cell division cycle associated 7b
Exons: 10
Coding region: 133-1326 (397 amino acids)
Biological process (GO): regulation of DNA-templated transcription
Cellular component (GO): nucleus
Source: RefSeq, a predicted model, not a curated record
GGGUGAACCUUACCUCCCCCCGCGGUUAGUUUUUAAAUCCUCCUCCAUUCACUGGAUUUUAGGUUAAAACGUUAAAAGACUGAAAACUCUCUGUUGCUCUGAAACUUGUCGUAACACGGAGAUAAAUCAAAAAUGACCCUCACGUCAAAGGCCCCAUGUUUCAAAUCCAAGUUCAUCACUGCUGAGCUUGCUCGUCUGUUCAGUCAGUCAGACAGCGAAGACGAAUUUGAGGGUUUCCUCGAAGACGAGGAAGAAGAGGAUGAAGGACGUCGUUACAAACGGCUGAAGACCAAGAUGGUGUAUUCAGAGGAGGACAGCGAUGUGGACACAGGCUUUUACUCUGAUGGCGACGAUGCUCCCCCACCAAAAAGAAGGAGUCUUUUAGUAGCCCUGAGGUUUCCCGUGAAAAGACUGUCGGCUCCCAAACAGGAGGCGAACAAAGACAGUCCUUCUCCGCCGAGAACCAGAGGAAGGCAGAGGAUGAAGCAGAAGCAACACAAAGAUGCAGAGGAGGAACAGCUGGAGGACGAAGAGGAGGACGAAGAGGAGGAGGAGGAAAAAGAGGAGGUCCUGUCUCAGAGUCUUAGAAAACGAGAGAAGAACAUUCAGGAGAACAAGGCCAUGCUGUCUAAACUGUUUGCUGAUUUGACCACCAUGGCUGACCUGACUCUGCCCACCACCCUUCAAAAGAAGAAGAGGCAAGCGACACCACGGAAACGCAAGUUCGAACCAGAGAUGGGGUCAGAAAGGAGGAACCCUUCCCGUAAGGCUCGUCCGCCUGAGAACUUUGGGGUGGAGGAAAAGAGCGCGCCGGUCACCCACAGGAGCCCCAGGACUGUAGACAUCAGGAGACUGGUGGAGGUGGACGAGGAACAUGCUGGAGAGGGUCGGAAAAAAAAGAGGAGCGGUGGUUCAAGGAAGAGUCAGUUUGUGGUGAGGUCAGUGGACGACAUCACAGAGGAAGACCUGGACAACAUAGCAUACCGCAGCAAGGACAAGAUCUGGGACAAAGACCAUGGCAGCUCAUGUCACCAGUGCAGACAGAAGACUCUGGACACCAAGACAGUGUGUCGCAGUGGUUUCUGUGUGGGGGCCAAAGGUCAGUUCUGUGGGCCGUGCUUGAAGAACCGCUACGGAGAGGACGUAAGCACUGUGCUGCUCGACCCGACGUGGUCGUGUCCCCUCUGCCGAGGGAUGUGCAACUGCAGCCUGUGUCGUAAGAAGGAAGGCCGCUGCGCUACCGGCAUCCUGGUGGGAUUGGCUCGCUACAACGGCCACGGCAAUGUCCAUGAGUAUCUGGAGAGUAUUCAGAAAGAGCUGCAGUGAAGUCCAGAGUGAUGAGCAGUGAGGAGAACCAGCUGUGACCUGGAGGAGGCUGUGGUGCUGCACAGUACUGUAGAACCUAUUACAACGCACAUCUGUAGGUUUAGAUCAUCUUACUAGAGAAACGACAGCUAAAAGACAUUUGUUUUUCUCAUGUCACUUUCUAAGGCACAUACACUGUUAAUAUGUUUUAUAAAUGUUUUAUAUAACCUGAGUUAAGGCUGCAUUAGAUGCAGGAGAGAUUUUAUUGUUCUGAAGCCAGUUGUUAGUUUUGAGUUGUACAUGUUCUUUGGAAUGUUUUGACCCUUGAUUUUUAGUUGAGAGGUUAAUUUCUGUUCUGAUCUUAAACAUAGCCUUUUGUACCUGCUAUUUUUCAAAAAGUCGUACAGUUUCCUUGUCAUUCCACUGUACAUUUGAAUAAAGAAUGGCAUUAUCUAACCGAUUUGCCAUGUUUAUGUAACUCUA